Molecule: messenger RNA, 787 nt
Organism: Mucor mucedo
Lineage: Eukaryota; Fungi; Mucoromycota; Mucoromycetes; Mucorales; Mucoraceae
Exons: 1
Coding region: 47-649 (200 amino acids)
Source: RefSeq, a predicted model, not a curated record
CCUUUUUCUUCUCCCCCUUUUUCAUAAAAGUAACACAUUAACUAAAAUGAAGCAGAACCCGCUUCUCAUCACAGAGAUUACACGCAUCUUGUGUACGUUCAUUGACGGCAAGGACUUGCUAAAUCUUGCUUUAACAUGCCGAGCUCUUUAUUAUGAAUCAUGUUUUCGUUUAUGGAACACUUUAAACCCGAAAUCGCACCGAACGUUACGUAAGAUUAAAAAUACGCUGGAAACAACUGAUGAAUACAAUAAACUGGUCUGGAAAUUUCGUUGGUCAGCAAGAGAAGAUGCUCACCACUUGGAAAGAUUGUUUUUCGAUUCAUUCUUGUUUCCGAACUUGAGGGAACUUGAAUUUUCAAAUGCUGCCACACAAGAUUAUAUUGUCUAUCCGAUGAUCGCAGCUAGUCCUUAUUUAAGAUCAUUGAAUUUAUCCCAAUGCUAUUGUCUAUCAACAGACGCAAUUAGGCCCCUCUUAUCAAUGCCUGGAAAUAGGUUAGAAUCAUUGACUCUUUAUGGCUGUGGAAACAUUGAUCCCCAGGUCAUGGCCGAUAUUAUUUAUAGACAUUCUGCUACAUUAAAACGCCUAAGGCUCACCGAUAUAAAUGAUAGAGUGCAUCUUCAUUGUAAUAUACCAAAACGUAAUCUGUGACAUUUUUGAGCAUUCAUCUCCGACUAGUACAAGUAAUAUAAAAGGAAAUUUAUUUAUAGCCAGAUUUUUUUAAUGUGGGGAGAAUUUUUUUUUUUUUUUUAAGAAAAUUUUUCAGGGAAAUAUAUUUUAUUUGGGGGG